UGCGUCCAGAGGGAUCUGGGCUAGAGUCGAGUGGGUAUGACUGGGCAGUUAAACAGGUGACGUGUGUCGCGUGGUCCCUGGUCACAAUAGGGACAUACCGGCAAUUGGCCGGUCUGUGGUAAGUUAUGCAGCGCCAGUGUGGUUUCAACAGCUCUGUGACACGCGGUGGAAUAAUUUUCAGAUUUAUCAGAACACCACCCUUCGAACUGUGACGGGCUGUCUCCUCAGUUCUCAUGUGGACCAACUCCAUCAAGAGACAAAGAUCUGACCAGUAUGAAGACUUAACUACAUGCUGUCUAAGCAAUACCUUUUGGGCUGUUAUCGCAGACCAUCUAAAUCAUCUAAUCUCAUCAUCCCCCGCACAGAAGCCUUAAGGUAGAUCUACAUGAUCUAGAGCGCCACGUUCACCGCUACAAGAGGGAACCUUUAGAUCAAGCCACAUUCAUGCAGACACGGUAACAGAUGAGGAAAAUAGCUACCGGCUGAACGUAUAAAUUGAAUAAAUUGACCUCCCCCGGCAAGCCAGAGUAGGUCUGGCUCAAUUACGAUCCCGCAGAUGCACCCGCCUCAACUCCUACAGAGCAAGGAUUCAUAGCGAUUGUGACAAGGAACACAAGACACACGUCACCUUUUUAACUGCCCAGCCAGUCCCACACGACUCAGACCCUGAUCCCUCUGAAGGCACCCCAUCUUAGUCGCAGAGGUCCUCGAUCUGGAUACUCAACAUAAUCAAGUAAACGAAAGAUAGAACACAACAAACUGCUACAACAACAACAAGCACUUGGUAGAAAGGUUCUAACAUGGCAGGAUACCUCGCAAGCAGCAUUAGUAAGAGGAUAACCACCGCUAAAAAUUUUUCUAAUGUUCAAGCCGGGGUUUGGGCCUAGGCAUUCGGCAUAUAGGCGGAAAUGAUAACCUCUGCGUCACGGUAGCCACCGAAGAAAAAAUAACAGUUAUCAAUUAUUUCAAGAUCGGAAUUACUGAAUAUGGAAAGGACGCAAUGCAUCGCCGAGUAUAAAUAUCUUUUUGCAAUAUGCUUGACAAAAUGGUAGCAGAGAUAGAAAAGAACGUAUUCCUUUUGCAAACCACUCGUAAUUAAAGAAGUUCGAUCUUCCAAAACAAAGAUGUUUAAUGUUAUGCAUUUUUUUUCAAUGUAUUUUGUGUUGACAAGAGCUAUGAAUGAAGUUCGUAUUUUAAAGAUUCUACCUACCUACCUAUGUUUUAUAGUUCAGUUGUCAAACUUUUGAAUUCAAGAAAGAACACAAAAAUUUUUUCAAAAAAGGAAAGAACAAAAGAAUUAAAUCAAAAACUGAAAAGAAACUCAACAAACAAACAAUCAAAUAUGGAUACAUUCAACCAAUUCGUGGAGUCCGAAUUUGGAGCAACCGAGGAACAUGGAAUUCGUGCAAAUAACAACAUUGACGAUUCUUGUUCUGCGAAUGAGGCCCAUCAAGAACGGCACGGAAGAGAGUCGUCAAAACGUUUUCCUGACCAUCCCGCGGCAAGAAACGAAAAUGAAGUCUUUGAUUGUGAUUGCGGGGCGAAUGGGGACAAUGGUGGAUUGGGAGGAACUAGUUGCGUUGAGGGUAAGUAUUGCAAAAUGUGUUCAUUUCAAUUGUGUUUAAAUAUGUAUCUCGUUUGUAAAAAAAAAUAAGGAACAUUUUGUUAA
Molecule: messenger RNA, 1669 nt
Organism: Stomoxys calcitrans (stable fly)
Lineage: Eukaryota; Metazoa; Arthropoda; Insecta; Diptera; Muscidae
Exons: 2
Coding region: 1217-1654 (145 amino acids)
Source: RefSeq, a predicted model, not a curated record